This is a messenger RNA of Macrosiphum euphorbiae (potato aphid), 2286 nucleotides long. Lineage: Eukaryota; Metazoa; Arthropoda; Insecta; Hemiptera; Aphididae. The record is from the annotation of a GenBank genome assembly.
AUGCUGUCGCUGCUCAUCGAUUCCAAGGUGCGACUUCCCAGGUGGCCGGUGUCCGCGCACAACGUGGACACGAAACGAGACCUGCGGCACGCACAGGGCGAAAGGGACUUCUUCCUGACGGUGGUCAGGGACAUCGCCACCGACCUGGACCUGAAGUCUCUGUCGCAAAAGAUCGUCGAUGACCUGGCCGUGUUGCUGGAUUGCGAUGCAGGUUCGCUGUUUCUCGUGGACGGGCCACCGCGAGGCUCCCGGCGCCGGUGCCUCGUGUCCAAGGUGUUCGACGUGCACAGCGGCGCCUGUGGCCAGUUCCUGUUGCCGGACGGCGUGCAGUGCGAAGUGGCCGGUGGUCCGCCCACGACCACCGACAACGAGGUGCGCAUCCCGUGGGGCGUGGGCAUACUCGGCCACGUCGCGUCCACCGGCGAGACGGUCAACCUGGACGUUGCCUGCGAGGACCCGAGAUUUGACGACGAGGUAGACCGCAUAAUGGGAUACUACACUUCAUCGUUGCUGUGCAUGCCGGUGAAAAAUUCGUACGAAGAGAUAAUAGCGGUGGCGCAGGUUAACAACAAGAACCCGGACAAGGACGGAGGGCAUUUCACCAGCAUGGAUGAGAAGCUUUUCGAGACGUACUUACAGUUUGUCGGUAUAGCUAUUACAAACGCACAAAUCGUCGAAGACUCCCGAGCUGAAUACGAUCGAAACAGGAACUUGUUGGAAGUGGUGCACGAUCUGUUCGAAGAACAAACAUCCAUCGACAAAGUGAUCAUGAAGAUAAUGCAGAGGGCCCAGAGGCUAUUGAAAUGCGAGAGGGCGGCCGUGUUGCUCGUGGAUGAGUCGUGUGACAGUACCAGAUUCUCUAAGCUGUUCGAUUUGAACUCACCCAAGCACAAUAUAAAAAAUAACGUUAAAAAUUCCAGGCAAAAAGUGGAAGGCGAGAACGUAUCGCGAUACCUGGAGAGCCUUGCUGAGAGGGUGGCUUGUUCAGGGGAGGUGCUGAACAUCAAUGAGCACGAGUGCAGCGAGGGAAUCGUAGAUUCGGGAAUCAACUCGCUGUUGGCAAUGCCCAUCAGGAAUAAAAACGACCAAAUAAUCGGUGUCGCCAGUAUAAUCAACAAAUUGAAUUCGUCGCCAUUCGACGAUUACGACGAACAGUUGUUCGAGGCUUUUACAAUAUUCUGUGGACUGGGAAUACACAACACACUCAUGUAUAGUGAAGUAGAAAAGGCGAUGGCCAGGCAAAAAGUCUCCAUUGAAGUUCUAUCUUAUCACGCGACAGCUUCUAACAAAGACGUGGAACGUAUACUGGGCAUGCCGGUACCUGCUGCUGAUUCGUUGAAUUUGUAUUCCCUUGCGUUCGACGAUUUUUCACUUAACGAUGACGAAAUGCUGAUGGCGGCCGUGAGCAUGUUUUUGGAACUAGGACUCGUUAAAACGUUUAACAUUGAAAAAGAAACACUAUAUCGGUUCCUGAUCACGGUGAAACGCAACUACAGGGACGUGCCUUAUCACAACUGGAGACACGCUUUCAAUGUUGCUCAAGUCAUGUUCGCUAUUAUGAUGGGAUGUGACAUGAAAAAUACGUUCUCCGAUCUCGAAGUGUUGGGAAUGUUUGUGGGAUGUUUGUGUCACGAUCUCGAUCACCGGGGCACAAAUAAUUCCUUCCAGGAAAAAGCCAGAUCAGCAUUAGUUUUAUUGUACGGUACUACAAAUACAAUGGAACACCAUCAUUUCAAUCACGCAGUGAUGAUACUCAGCAGUGAGAACCUCAAUAUAUUCUCGAGUCUAUCUGCGGAAAGUUUUUCAACUGUGAUGAAAGUAUUAAAACAUAGUAUACUAGCCACUGAUCUUUGCAUGUACUUCCAACUGAGAAACAAGUUCUUCCGGCUAAUCGAGUCUAAAGAAUACAGUUGGGACGAAGACUCGCAACGAUACUUGCUAAUGGCGAUGUUGAUGACAUCGUCCGACUUGGCAGCGUCUACAAAGCAAUGGCACGUUCAAAAGCGAGCCGCUAGACUGGUGACAGAUGAAUUCAUCGAGCAAGGCGAUAAGGAAAGAUUCGAGUUAAAAAUCCAGCCACAAGCUCUCAUGGACAGAGAGAGGCAGCACGAACUUCCACAGUUGCAGAUCAGAUGGAUCGCAGACAUAUGUCUGCCGUUGUACCAGGCAUUGGGGCAAAUGAAUCCAAAACUUAACGUUAUGAAGGAAGGAGCAAUGAAUAAUAUGCACCAGUGGAGCAAAUUGGUUGACGAAAACUACAAGAACGCAAACGGGGAGCAAAAAUAA